Sapajus apella (tufted capuchin) is the source of this 2612-nucleotide messenger RNA. It is a transcript of the gene SAPCD2, whose product is annotated as suppressor APC domain containing 2. The transcript has 6 exons. Lineage: Eukaryota; Metazoa; Chordata; Mammalia; Primates; Cebidae. The coding region runs from base 39 to 1385 and encodes 448 amino acids. The record is from RefSeq and is a predicted model, not a curated record.
CGCAGCCAAUCGGGGAGCAGACGGGACGGCCUCGGCCAAUGGCCGCCGCGCAUGCUAAUGAGGGCCGGCGCGGCGAGGAGGGCCCGGUUCAAAAGUGGUGCUAUUGUCGCCGCGGGCUGAGCGCGCCGGGCCGGCCCCGCCGUGGGGCCGCGCGGGGACGCACGCGGGUGGACGCGGGGCUCGAACCCAUGGCCGGGGCCGCCACGGCCGAGCAGGGCCGCGUGCGUCCCUGCGCGCCCGGGCCCGCGCCCAGCACCGAGGGGCUCCCGCGCGCCUUCCUGCAGAGCCUGCGCACCCUGUUCGACAUCCUGGACGACCGGCGGCGCGGCUGCGUGCACCUGCGCGAGAUCGAGUCCCGCUGGCAGGGCGCCGACGCGCGCGAGCUGCCCCGCGGCGUGCUCGAGGGCCUGCGCCGGGUGGCCCCGGCCAGCGGCUACCUGACCUUCGAGCGCUUCGUGGCCGGCCUGCGCUCCUCGCUGCUGAGCGCCGACGGCGGCCCCCGGGACUCCACGCGCGCCCCGGUCCGGCCCGGGGACCAGCCGCCGCCGCCGCGGCCGCCGCAGCGCCUGGUGUUCGCGCCGGCGGACGAGCCGCGGACCGUCCUGGAGAGGAAGCCCCUGCCCCCGAGCGCGCGCGCCCCUCCCGCCGGCCCCAGCGGCGCGGCCCGCAGCCCCGAGCAGCUGUGCGCCCCGGCCGAGGCGGCGGCCUGCCCCGCGGAGCCCGAGGGGCCCCAGAGCGCGGCGCUGGAACGGAGCCCGAGCGCGGACGCAGGUGCAGCGGCCUGCAGGGCCCUGGAGGCGGACUCAGGGGAUGCCCGGCGGGCCCUCCGUGCCCGAGGGGAACGUCGGAGGCACACCAUCGCCAGCGGUGUGGACUGCGGCCUGCUGAAGCAGAUGAAGGAGCUGGAGCAGGAGAAGGAGGUGCUGCUGCAGGGUCUGGAGAUGAUGGCGCGGGGCCGCGACUGGUACCAGCAGCAGCUGCAGCGAGUGCAGGAGCGCCAGCGCCGCCUGGGCCAGAGCAGAGCCAGCGCCGACUUUGGGGCUGCAGAGAGCCCCCGCCCACUGGGGCGGCUCCUGCCCAAGGUACAGGAGGUGGCCCGGUGCCUGGGGGAGCUGCUGGCUGCAGCCUGUGCCAGCCAGGCCCUGCCCACGUCCUCCUCCGGGCCCCCCUGCCCUGCCCUGCCGUCCAGCUCGUCCCCGGGCUGGCAGCAGCAGACCAUCCUCAUGCUGAAAGAGCAAAACCGACUCCUCACCCAGGAGGUGACGGAGAAGAGUGAGCGCAUCACGCAGCUGGAGCAGGAGAAGUCGGCGCUCAUUAAGCAGCUGUUCGAGGCCCGGGCCCUGAGCCAGCAGGACGGGGGGACUCUGGACUCCACCUUCAUCUAGCCCGUGUGGGGCGAGCAGGCCCCGGGGCUGGCCUGGCACUCAGCCCUUCCAGGGCAGGCGCCCCGUCGCACCCACGGUCUCUGGCUGGAGACCCCGGCAGGCCCAGGCACAGUCCCCGCAUGGGCGCCUUCCUGCCCGCCUUGCCAUCCGGGCUCCCCAGGCCUGCCCCAGCCUGGCACUGAGCCCUUUGUUUUGGCUCCUGGCGCUGACAUGGGCUGGGGCUCUCUUGAGUCUGCAUAGCUCGCAGCGAGGCCUGCCGCUGCCAGUGGACCGUGGGGGACCCCUCCACGAGCCACCAGAUCUCUGGCCGCUGCGUUUCCCACGGUGCCGCCCCGUCCGUCUCCGGGGAGGGGCGCUGCACUUCCGACAGCGGCCAGCAGAGGGGGCUGGCGGCUCCGAUGCGGGUCCCAGGGCAGCUUCGCUCCAUCAGCGUGGGCGCAGGACAGGGUGGCUGUGGCUGGGACGGAGCAAUGGGGGGGUGGCGUGGCCCCUAGGCGGGGGUGCCCUCCUGGCAGGGGAGCCCCAGGGACGGCGGUCGGACUUCAGGUCCUGGCCAAGGCUGAGGGACUCUGGUUGAGCGGAUCGGGGAGCCGGGCGGGCGAGAACUUGGGCUGCGUGUGUAGACCCCGGGUGUGGCCUUCCUCACCCCGGCCAGGACCCUGCCCCGCGUGGAGUCCCACAGAACACCCUGUGAGCCUGGCUCCCCAGGAGGGCCGUGUCCCCAGGAGUGGGGUCAGCCUGGGCCCCCAGACAGCUCCCAGGCACAUUGCAGGCAGAGCCUGUCCCCCCCACUCAGGACUACUGAGGUCUGGGGUCCUGCUCACCCCCCUUUCCUCCCAGGCCUAGCCUGACCCCAGGUUUCAGCAGGGAGAGGCCACUUCCCUCAGCCAAGGAAAAGGAGAAGCCUCAGAGUACAGGAGGAGGCUGGGGCAGGUCCCCUUGGGUGUCACGGCCUGCCCCGGCCCAGUUCCGCGGGUGCUACGGUAGUCACUGGUGGGGGACCCAGUGCCACCAGAGCCAGGGACACGGCAACGUCAUGGGCAGGUUCCGGAGCCCAGGGCCCCCAAUGUGGAGUCAGGUGUGGGGGGCAUAGGGACCCCGGUACAGGGUCAGUGUGUGUGGGGCGCAGGGACCCCAGUGCAGGGUCAGUGUGUGGGGCGCAGGGACCCCAGUACAGGGUCAGUGUGUGUGUGGGGCGCAGGGACCCCGGUACAGGGUCAGUGUGUG